Aspergillus tanneri is the source of this 852-nucleotide messenger RNA. RefSeq names its product enoyl-CoA hydratase/isomerase family protein. Lineage: Eukaryota; Fungi; Ascomycota; Eurotiomycetes; Eurotiales; Aspergillaceae. The record is from RefSeq and is a predicted model, not a curated record. The transcript has a single exon. The coding region runs from base 1 to 852 and encodes 283 amino acids.
AUGGACACCGAACCCAAUGCCGUCCAAACCACCAAAACCACAGAAGGCAUCACCACAAUCACACUGAACCGAGAACACCGCCGCAACGCCGUUGACGGACCAACCGCAAAGAAACUGACCGACGCAAUACUUUGCUACGAAACCGACACCACCCAGAAAGUCUGCAUCCUUUACGGCGCAAACGGGACAUUUUGCGCGGGGUUCGACCUGCACGAAGUCGCCAAGUUCGCUCCCUCCACCAACAACAAUGACAACGAAUACAACGGUCCUCGAAUCGGAGCCACCGAGCGCGUCUCGGGUCGCAAUAUAGGUCCGAUGGGGCCAUCUCGACUGCAGAUUCGGAAACCAGUCAUCAGCGCCGUAUCCGGGUAUGCUGUUGCGGGGGGCCUCGAGCUCAGUUUACUAGGUGAUAUUCGAGUCGUUGAGGAAGAUGCGGUAUUCGGGGUAUUUUGUCGACGGUGGGGAGUUCCUCUUAUUGAUGGGGGUACAGUUCGUUUGCAGGCGAUUGUGGGACUCGGUCGUGCGAUGGAUAUGAUUCUUACCGGGAGGGGAGUCGGUGCUCAGGAGGCUUUGAAUAUGGGGUUGGCUAACAGGGUCGUGCCGAAGGGUAAGGCGCUGGAGGAGGCGAUGAAGAUCGCUCGGCAGUUGGUGAUGUUUCCUCAGGGGUGUAUGAAUGUUGAUCGUGCUUCGUGUUACUAUGCAGCUUAUGAGGCUGGGUCGUUUGAGGAUGCGAUGCGGUUUGAGUAUGACAAUGGGAUUGAGGUCGUUGAGUCGGAGAGUGUUAAAGGGGCGGCGAGGUUUAGUUCUGGUGCUGGAAGACAUGGGAAAUUCGAUUCUGAGGGGAAACUUUGA